Molecule: messenger RNA, 2225 nt
Organism: Nycticebus coucang (slow loris)
Lineage: Eukaryota; Metazoa; Chordata; Mammalia; Primates; Lorisidae
Gene: EIF2AK1
Product: eukaryotic translation initiation factor 2 alpha kinase 1
Exons: 15
Coding region: 95-1999 (634 amino acids)
Biological process (GO): protein phosphorylation
Molecular function (GO): ATP binding; protein kinase activity
Source: RefSeq, a predicted model, not a curated record
GAGCGGGAGGCGAGCUCUGCGGGCUCCGCGGGCUAUAAGUGCUGUGACGCAGGGCUGGCCGGCUGGCUCAGUGGCGGUCCACGCGCGCCCGGCGAUGCUGGGGGGCAGCUCCGGGGCCAGAGAGCAGGAAGCAGAGGAAGACGGGGCUGGGGCUGGGGCUGGGGCUGGGGCUUCACCACCGGCCAUUGACUUCCCUGCCGAGGGCUCGGACCCCAAAUAUGAUGAAUCUGAUGUUCCAGCAGAACUCCAGGUAUUAAAAGAACCACUCCAACAGCCAACUUUCCCUUUUGCAGUUGCAAACCAACUAUUGCUUGUUUCUUUGCUGGAGCACUUGAGCCAUGUGCAUGAACCAAACCCACUUCGUUCAAGACAAGUGUUUAAAUUACUUUGUCAGACUUUUAUCAAAAUGGGGCUUCUGUCUUCCUUCACUUGUAGUGAUGAGUUUAGCUCAUUGAGACUACAUCACAACAGAGCUAUUACUCAUUUAAUGAGAUCUGCUAAGGAGAGAAUUCGUCAGGAUCCUUGUGAGGAUAUUUGCCAUGACCAGAAAAUCAGAUCAAAGGAAGUAGCAUUUGAAGCACAAACUUCACGUUACUUAAAUGAAUUUGAAGAGCUUGCCAUCUUAGGAAAAGGUGGAUAUGGAAGAGUAUACAAGGUCAGAAAUAAAUUAGAUGGUCAGUAUUAUGCAAUUAAAAAAAUCCUGAUUAAGGGUGCAACUAAAACAGAUUGCAUGAAGGUGUUAAGGGAAGUGAAGGUGCUGGCAGGUCUUCAGCACCCUAAUAUUGUAGGCUAUCACACUGCGUGGAUAGAACAUGUUCAUGUGGUCCAACCGCAAGACAGAAUUUCCCUUCAGUUGCCAUCUUUGGAAAUGCUCUCUGAUGAGGCAGAGGACAGAGAUGAAUAUGGUAUUAAAAAUGAUGAAACUGGUAGCUCUUCUAUUAUCUUUGCUGAGCUUACCUCAGAAAAAGAAAAACGCUUCGGAGAAUCGGACACUGAAAAUCAGAAUAACAAAUUGAUGAACUUUUCCAUCAAUUUAGUCAUAAAAAACGACAAUGAAUUUAACUCGUCCUUUGAGCUCCAAGAAAAUGGUUUGGCUGAUUUGUCUACCAGACCAGUUGUUAAACAGCAGCGGCCACUUAGGCAUAACUCAGAUGUAGAAGGGAAUUUUACAUCCACUGAGGAAUCUUCCGAAGAAAACAUCAGCUUGUUGCAGCAGACAGAGGCGCAGUUUCGCCUGAUGCUACAUAUCCAGAUGCAGCUGUGUGAGCUCUCCCUGUGGGAUUGGAUAGUGGAAAGAAACAAACGGGUCCAAGAGUGUGUGGACGAAUCUGCCUGUCCUUACGUUAUGGCCAGUGUUGCAACAAAAAUUUUUCAAGAAUUGGUAGAAGGUGUGUUCUACAUACAUAAUACAGGAAUUGUACACAGAGAUCUGAAGCCUAGAAAUAUUUUCCUUCAUGGCCCUGAUCAGCAAGUAAAAAUAGGAGACUUUGGUUUGGCCUGCACAGACAUUAUACAAAAGAACACAGAUUGGACCAACAGAAAUGGGAAGAGAAUACCAACACAUACUUCCAGAGUGGGUACUUGUCUAUAUGCUUCACCUGAACAGUUGGAAGGAUCUGAGUAUGAUGCCAAGUCAGAUAUGUAUAGCUUGGGUGUGAUCCUGCUAGAGCUCUUUCAGCCAUUUGGAACAGAAAUGGAGCGAACAGAAGUUUUAACAGGUUUAAGAACUGGUCAGAUACCUGAAUCCCUCAGUAAAAGGUAUCCAAUACAAGCCAAGUAUAUCCGGCACUUAACUAGAAGGAACUCAUCCCAGAGACCAUCUGCUAUUCAGCUACUGCAAAGUGAACUUUUUCAAAAUUCUGGAAAUGUUAAUCUCACCCUACAGAUGAAGAUAAUAGAGCAAGAAAAAGAAAUUGAAGAACUAAAAAAGCAGUUAAACCUCCUUUCUCAGGACAGAGGGGUGAAGGAUAGCAUGAAAGAUGGAGGUGUACAAGUCUAGCCUUAAUUAGGCUGUGUCAGUAAUAGGAAAGUGGACUUAAACUCUUAAAAUAGUUAACUGGAAUGUACAUUUUCAACCUUUAUUAGGGUAUAGAUGGUAUGACUCUUAGUUAUAUUUAGUAAGGCUAUAUAAGACUUAUUAAAGAUGCUUUUUCCUUGGAUAGGUUUUUCAUGACCCAGCAUCUUGAACUUAAGACUGCUCUGAAUUAAACCUAGUCUGUUCUUUC